AUGGAAAGCAGAAACUCCCGCGCGGUGGCUCUAAGUCAGUUCCUGGAGAAUAACAGGCAGCAGGUGAAUCUCCUGGAUAAAGCGGUACUGGAGAUUGGAGCAGGGACAGGCUUACUGUCGAUCGUGGCUAGUCUACUGGGUGCCUGGGUAACGGCCACCGACCUACCCGAAAUCCUUCCCAACCUGACCUUCAACCUCUCUUGGAACUCCAAUGGCCGCUGCCGCUACACGCCCCAGGUGACUGCCCUCACCUGGGGUCACGACCUUGAGAAAGACUUCCCCAGCACUUCCUGUCACUAUGACUACGUGCUGGCAGCCGAUGUAGUGUAUCACCACAACUACCUGGAGGAGCUGCUGGCGACCAUGCACCACUUCUGCAAACCAGGAAGUGGCACCACGCUGAUGUGGGCCAAUAAGGUGAGGUUCCAGUCAGACCUGAAGUUCACAGAGAGAUUUAAGAGUUGUUUUGAUACAACACUGAUGACAGAGCAAAAGGAGGGGGACGUGAUGAUCUUCAAGGCCACGGCACGAGAGUGAAGAGCGGAGAGGGGAUAGAAUGGAGAUACCAGGGAGUAGAGGAGACUCAAAGGAAAAGUGUUGAGAAAGAGAAAUAAGAGAUUGGUGAUCCACAGUGGAACACCUUCCGGAGACACCUGAAACCCCACCUCUUUAAGGAAUACCUAGGAUAGGAUAAGUAAUCCUUCUCACCCCCCCCACCCUUUAAGAUUUAG
Messenger RNA from Oncorhynchus gorbuscha (pink salmon), 731 nucleotides. RefSeq names its product protein-lysine methyltransferase METTL21C-like. NCBI's taxonomy places the organism in Eukaryota, Metazoa, Chordata, Actinopteri, Salmoniformes, Salmonidae. Gene Ontology annotation, cellular component: cytoplasm; cytosol. The transcript has 3 exons. Gene Ontology annotation, biological process: peptidyl-lysine methylation. The record is from RefSeq and is a predicted model, not a curated record. Gene Ontology annotation, molecular function: protein-lysine N-methyltransferase activity. The coding region runs from base 1 to 537 and encodes 178 amino acids.